This is a messenger RNA of Chrysochloris asiatica (Cape golden mole), 1557 nucleotides long. RefSeq names its product lectin, mannose-binding, 1 (gene LMAN1). Gene Ontology annotation, molecular function: D-mannose binding. Bases 1 to 1557 code for a protein of 518 amino acids. NCBI's taxonomy places the organism in Eukaryota, Metazoa, Chordata, Mammalia, Afrosoricida, Chrysochloridae. The transcript has 13 exons. Gene Ontology annotation, biological process: endoplasmic reticulum organization; endoplasmic reticulum to Golgi vesicle-mediated transport; Golgi organization. The record is from RefSeq and is a predicted model, not a curated record. Gene Ontology annotation, cellular component: endoplasmic reticulum-Golgi intermediate compartment; COPII-coated ER to Golgi transport vesicle; endoplasmic reticulum membrane.
AUGGCGGGAUCCAGGCGACGGGGUUGCCAGCCUAGAGUUCGGCCGUUUUUCUGCGCCCUGCUGCUGUCCAUCAGUCGCUUCGUCGCGGGUGACGGCGCAGGAGGGGACCCUGUAGCUGCCGGUGCCGCGGGCACCCCGGCCGCGCUGCCACAUCGUCGUUUCGAGUAUAAAUACAGCUUCAAGGGGCCGCACCUGGUGCAGAGAGAUGGGACCGUGCCCUUCUGGGCCCACGCGGGGAAUGCAAUUCCAAGUUCAGACCAAAUUCGAAUAGCACCGUCUUUAAAGAGCCAAAGAGGAUCCGUGUGGACAAAGGCCAAAGCCGCCUUUGAGAACUGGGAAGUAGAGGUGACUUUUCGCGUCACUGGAAGAGGUCGGAUUGGAGCUGAUGGCCUGGCAAUUUGGUACACCGAAAAUCAAGGCUUUGAGGGCCCCGUGUUUGGAUCAGCUGAUAUGUGGAAUGGUGUUGGAAUAUUUUUUGAUUCUUUUGACAAUGAUGGAAAGAAAAAUAAUCCUGCUAUCGUAAUUAUAGGCAACAAUGGACAAAUCCAUUAUGACCAUCAAAAUGAUGGUACCGAUCAAGCUUUAGCAAGUUGCCAGAGAGACUUUCGUAAUAAGCCCUAUCCCGUCCGAGUAAAGAUUAUAUAUUACCAGAAAACAUUGACGGUCAUGAUCAAUAAUGGCUUUACACCAGAUAAAAAUGAUUAUGAAUUUUGUGCCAAAGUGGAAAACAUGAUUAUCCCUGCACAAGGGCAUUUUGGAAUAUCUGCUGCUACAGGAGGCCUUGCAGAUGACCAUGAUGUUCUUUCUUUUCUGACUUUCCAGCUGACUGAGCCUGGAAAAGAACCACCUACACCAGAUAAAGAAAUCUCAGAAAAAGAGAAAGAAAAAUAUCAGGAGGAAUUUGAACACUUUCAGCAAGAGCUGGAUAAGAAAAAGGAGGAGUUCCAGAAGGACCACCCUGACAUCCAGGGGCAGCCUGCCGAAGAUAUCUUUGAGACUGUUGGGGACCGUGAGCUGAGGCAAGUCUUCGAAGGACAGAAUCGCAUUCAUCUUGAAAUCAAGCAGCUCAACCGACAAUUAGACAUGAUCCUUGACGAGCAGAGAAGGUAUGUCUCGUCCGUGACAGAGGCGCUCUCGCAGCGCGGAGCCGGCGUCCCGGGGCAGCCUGGACAGAUCUCUCAACAAGAAGUGGAUACUAUGGUGAAAACGCAGCAUGAAAUUCUGAGACAAGUAAAUGAGAUGAAGAACUCCAUGAGUGAAACCGUCAGACUGGUCAGUGGGAUCCAGCAUCCGGGGUCUGCAGGAGGAGUGUACGAGACGACGCAGCACUUCAACGACAUUAAAGAGCACCUCCACAUAGUAAAGAGGGACCUAGAUAGCCUAGUGCAGCGAAAUAUGCCAUCAAAUGAAAAGCCAAAGUGCCCAGAACUGCCUGCAUUUCCCUCAUGUUUGUCAACACUUCACUUCAUCGUAUUCAUAGUGGUACAGACGGUACUAUUCAUUGGUUACAUCAUGUACAGGACUCAGCAAGAAGCAGCCGCGAAGAAGUUCUUUUGA